AUGGCCAAGACUCCCUCCAAGAAAUCUGUCAAGAAGGCAGCACCCGCCAAGAAGUCCGGUGGAUCCAAGAAGAAGCGUGUCGAAACCUAUUCUUCUUACAUCUACAAGGUCCUCAAGCAAGUCCACCCUGAUACUGGAAUCUCCAAGAAGGGUAUGUCCAUCAUGAACUCUUUCAUUAACGAUAUCUUCGAGCGCAUUGCCACUGAGGCCGGAAAGCUUGCCACUUACAACAAGAAGGCAACCCUUUCUUCGCGUGAGAUUCAAACUGCCGUCCGUUUGAUGCUUCCAGGAGAACUUGCCAAGCACGCUGUCUCGGAAGGAACCAAGGCUGUCACCAAGUUCUCCAGUUCUUAA
Cylindrotheca closterium is the source of this 354-nucleotide messenger RNA. Lineage: Eukaryota; Bacillariophyta; Bacillariophyceae; Bacillariales; Bacillariaceae. The record is from the annotation of a GenBank genome assembly.